Messenger RNA from Seriola aureovittata, 6241 nucleotides. Its product is annotated as junction-mediating and -regulatory protein-like. Gene Ontology annotation, molecular function: Arp2/3 complex binding; actin binding; transcription coactivator activity. The record is from RefSeq and is a predicted model, not a curated record. Gene Ontology annotation, cellular component: cytoplasm; nucleus. The transcript is spliced from 10 exons. The coding region runs from base 1905 to 4610 and encodes 901 amino acids. Gene Ontology annotation, biological process: Arp2/3 complex-mediated actin nucleation; 'de novo' actin filament nucleation; intrinsic apoptotic signaling pathway by p53 class mediator. NCBI's taxonomy places the organism in Eukaryota, Metazoa, Chordata, Actinopteri, Carangiformes, Carangidae.
CUAUGGCUUUAAUUCUUUUUAUUCAAGAUUCUUGACUUCAAAACUACGUAUAAAAGCAUUUCCAGUACACAUAAUCUCCUAACUUUUCCCUGUUUCACAAUGUUUUUUCCCACUGCAGUUGUCGCUGUGAGUCCAGCCAUGUGGGUUUUAAAAGUACUAUUAACACUACUUAGUUUGUCAAAGAUGAAGAUCAAGGAAUCUUACUUUACACUUCUUACAUUUUUGUUGGCUCCAAUUCAAAGAGUGAAUGUACUUCAGGGUUUGGGUUUGGCUGUGGUAGUUGCUGUUGUUGCCUCUUGGUUCCUCACAAUUACUGCAGCCUAUCACUGUCCCAAAACCCUUCUCUCUGCUACACAUUAUUCUUAGCCAGAUAAUCAUAAAUUAGUAUUUCAUAAGCUGUUGAUUGAGAAAAUUUAAAUGAAUUGCCAUAGGUCAUGGUCAGGGCCCAUCACAGCAGAGGUAAACUCUGUUAGAACCCAUUAUGCAGACUGGCUUUUUCUGUCUCAAGGCUGUGACCAUUAAAGGGGAACGCUUUCCAUUCCUGUCCUCUGAAACAGUCCAGCCAAUGUGUGUAAACAAUGACAAGUCAGCAGCUCUCUCCCACACUUCAACCACACUUCAACUUGAUGCAUCUUUCUGUGGCUACUUCGCAGUUUAUAUGACACAUUUUGUACAGCAUUUUUCUAACGUUUAUUUCAGGAUUACUUGAAUGGCUUUCGGAAAUAAUUGUUUGUGGACUAUAUCUUAUCAAUAAUGCCUUAAUUUUGUAAAUGUAACUGUUGAAAUAUUUUACUGGUAAUUAUUUAUCUGUUCACUCAUUUAUACAUUUGAGAGAAGAGCUACAUUGUUUUGUUUGUUUGUUUGUUGUUGUUUUUUUGCAAGCAUACUGUCCAUGAUGCUGCAGCUACAGACUCUGCAAAACACCCCACAAUGCUCAAGCCAAAACGUCAGCACGUCCUUACGUGCCCUGCUAAAAUUGAGAUUCUAAUGUUGCCUUCACGUGCUCUCAGGAAAGAGCUACUUCAAUCUGCUCUCCGCCCUGUCUAGCAAGAAUACAGCUUGAUUGCAGCUUACUUUCAUUAACACACCCUAAUAACAACACUACGCCAUGUCACAUAUUAAACGGAUUAUGGCAGCAGAAAAAUAAGGGCAAAUGACCGGUGAUAGUCAAAAGGAGAGUUAUCCUCAGAGAUAUAUGAGAAUUUUAUGUUAUGAUAAAUGAUCCACAGAGUUGUUCUCGACUUUGGUUCAUUCGUAUCUUGUGUCAUCAAACGGCGAUUUAUGGGAAUUCCGAUAUUUCUCACUGCACGUGAAAGCAGCACCAUUAUUUUGCGUAUGAGGUCUUGUUGGGCAAACGAUGAAGAAAACAUGGUAACGUUACGAGUUUGGAGACGAUGUUAACCUUCCUGAGGACUGGACAAAGCCCGUUGUCACGCUUCUCCGUGGCCUCGGGUUGUUGAGUCUAAACGAUGUGCGCCGCUGCUUCAGGAUCCCGUCGUUACUUUGUGAUGAGAAGGGAGGACCGGAGCCGAGAGAUCGAGCAUAACGGGGCACAGCUGACAGGCGGAUCGAGCGUCGGACCUGGUAAACACACUGUCGCAUGUUGUGUGUCAGAGUCGGAGACAAGCUAAUGACGAGGAUAGCACUGUCAGGAGGGCUGGGAUAGGCAAGUCAGACACCCGAGUUGAAAGCAGGUGGGCCAGAGAUGGGAAACGACACCGCACUGCUCCAAAUUCAUCCGCUUGAGCGAAGGAGGAUAGACCUUCAGCCAAAAUAUCCCCGCAGAGAGGACGGUGUUUGGUAAACACUGUAAUAACGCACACUGUUUUUACCACGCUGCAUCCGACUUUCAGACAGUGCAGGCGCAGGGUUUGUUGUUAUUUCUGUUUCAUCACUUUGCAGAGAUGUCCUUCACAAUGGAGGAUAAUUUGGAGUCGGGGUGGGUGGCUGUUCGUCCAAAUGCGUUUGAGGAGAAGGAAAAGCAUAAAUUCGUCUUUAUCGUCGCCUGGAAUGAAGUGGAAGGUAAAUUUGCCAUAACGUGUCAUAACAGGACGGUGCAGAGGAGAAGCUUUGGUAGGGACCCUCUGGCGGAGGGGACUAGCCAGGAUGGGGACAAAACAAAAUGGCCCGAAAGUCCGGUCAGGGAUAAAGUAUCUAGGAGUCCUGGCAAAGGAGCCAGGGAGGCUGGGAUGAAAGGCAGCAGCAGCAGAAGCAGCCCUAAAACCAAGUCCGUGAUAACAACCAGACCAAGUCCUGUCAAAAUUCAAACUGCGAUUAAAUCUGCAGCACCUCCCGUCAGUCCUGACACCGAGGUGUUGAAAUCACUAAGAGAGGACCAACUGUCCCCCGCAGUGGACAGCUUGGACCUGGAGGAGCUGGACAGUCUGAGCAGGGAGGAUUGCAGCUGGGCCGGGCUCUUUUCCUUCCAGGACCUGCGGGCAAUCCACCAGCAGCUGUGCUCGGUUAACUCGGACCUGGAGCCCUGCCUGCCGGUCUUUCCGGAGGAACCAGCCGGGAUGUGGACGGUGCUGUUCGGGCCGGCGGAGGUAUCCGAGCCCGAGAUGGAUGAGCUGUGCUACAGUUUACAGGUGUACCUGGGCCAUGCGCUCGAUACGUGUGGGUGGAAGAUCCUCUCGCAGGUUCUGUUCACGGAAAACGACGACCCAGACGAGUACUACGAGAGCCUGAGCGAGCUGAGGCAGUCCGGGUACGAGGAGGCGCUCAACCGUGCAACAAAACAUCUGCAAGAGCUGCUGGAGAAGCACAAGAGCAUGGACAGUAUGGUGGAGCUGUUGGAGCUGUAUGAGGAAGAAGACCAAGCCUACGGAGGUCUGCUGGAUGCCUCGACACAGCUCUACCAGUAUCUGCUGCAGCCUUUCAGAGACAUGAGGGAACUAGCAAUGCUACGCAGACAGCAGAUCAAGAUUUCCAUGGAGAAUGACUACUUGGGCCCAAGGCGGAUCGAAGGUCUAAAAAAGGAGGACUCUGACUGGCAGAAGAAAGCUCAGGAGGCGGUCCUCAACAUCCAAGAGUUUACUGUAAAAUACUUUGAGAUCACUGCCAGAGCCCAGAAAGGGGUGUAUGAGCGUAUGAAGGUGGACCAGCGUAAGUUUGGUAAAUCUUCAUGGACAGCAGCGGUGGAGCGCAUGGAGAGGCUGCGCUACUCUGUUGCCAAGGAAACCUUACAGCUCCAGAGAGCCAGGGAGAUCUGUCUGGAGCAGAGGAAACACACACUUCGGGAUGAGAUGCAGAGUCUGUGCAGCAGUGCCGAUGCAAUUGCCCUGUUAGACCACAUGGAGACACAGUACUAUGAGCUCCAGCUCCAACUGUAUGACAUCCAGGCAGAUAUAUUACAGUGUGAAGAGCUGCUGCUCACCGCUCAACUGGACAGUGUUCGCAGACAGAUGACAGAGCGUCAGGAUGAAGUGGUGUAUUAUGACACCUUUGAAAGCACAGAUGAUAUUACAGAGGAUGAUACUGCAGAGAGGGAAGAGCUGCGCAGACUUCAGGUCAGCGCUCGACAGCUGGAGGCAAGGAGGGGGCGCAUCACUGCCAAGCGCUCCUAUCUGAGGAACAAGAGGGAGAUCUGUGUAUCCAACCACACUCAGAAACAGCAGAAACGUCAAUCCCUCCACAAAGACUCUAUAUCCCACCAGGUGUUACAGCUGAUAAAUGAAGAAGAGGAAGAUGAGGAGAAGAAGAACAGUAGAGUAAGUCAGGAGAGACAGAGAACUCUGGACAGACUCCGCACUUUCAAACAGCGGUACCCAGGUCAGGUGAUUCUGAAGUCCACUCGACUGCGCGUGGCCCACACCAGAAGAAGAGACCGAGGAAGGAGCAUGGAAAUGAGUAGCGUGAGUGAGCGGGAGGAGAGUGUGGACUCUGUUUGCAUCCACCAUCAGCCACUGUGUCUCAGUACCAGUGUGCAGACUGACCCCAGCCCCAGCUCCACGCUCACCACUCAGCCCGUCACAGCUCUCACAGCAUCCCUUCCUCCGCUGCCUGUGCCCAUUCCUGCCGACUCCUCCUGCUCCCCCUGCUCCCUGUCCUCGCUCCUUUCAUCCCCUAUCUCCCCUCCUCCUCCACCACCUCCUCCACCUCCCCCGCCCACGAGGGAGGAGCUGUCGCCUUCCGGCAGCCCGGGCCGGCACGGGCAGAAGGCUGAGGGGAAGAGCGCGGCAGAAGAGCUCUCCCUCUCCCCGCUCGGGCCAUUCAUCCCUCGCUUCUUUGAUAGCAGCCAACUGUUGAGCGCCCGGAAAAAGCUGAGGAAGACACCGGAGUUUGACACCCACAGCAGAAGAGUUAGCUCACCCAUGGACGAGGUGCUGGCCUCCCUGAAGAGAGGCAGCUUCCACUUGAGGAAGGUCGACCAGCGGUCCCUACCUCCAGCCAAGGGUGACGACGAUCCCAACAGCAUCCUGGCCCAGAUUCGCAAGGGGGUCAAACUGAGGCAGGUCCCCCAUAAAGAGAGAAAAGACCAGGGAGAGCUCCCGGCCUCCACCGACCCACUGACUAGGAGCAUUCAUGAGGCGCUGCGCCGCAUCAAGGAGGCCACACCAGAUUCUGACUCGGAUGACGACGGUCUGGCCAGCCAUGACUGGGAAAGCUAGGGCCCAAGGCUCAGGCGCAACAAAUAAAACAUACACACACACACACAAAUGCCUGCAUCCUCUGGCACUGCACACAAUGUACUGUACUGCAAUAUAGAGAGCUGCGCUGUACUGUAAACACACACACACACACACACACACACACAAAUUCAUGAAGCUACUCACUCACUCACAAGUAAACACAGCCCAGUCACACAUGUACCUAGUGACUAUGCCAGGACCAAUUCACCAAAUGCUCCAAAGGUCUAUGGUCAACCUGUUCAUUUGUUUUUCACACUACAUUCACUACUGUGGAGGAUAUGAUUUGUGUUUUUUUUAUUUUUACUGUGUGUCACUGUGGUUUUAUUCCUGUAAUCAGACUGUAACAAUCCUUAUCUUGUUUGUUUUUUUAUUUAUGUUUAUUUUUAUCAGUUGUACUGUUGAAAAGCUCUGCACUGGCCCUCUGUGGCCGCAUUAAUAUUCAGAAACAGCACAAUACACAUUGUACACCAACACACUGCACUGACAGCUAUUUGUGAAACUGAAAACCUCAUACGGAAAGUCAUGCUGAGACGUGUGUGAUCUUUUCCAAAGCAUUAGAAAAAUGAGAAACUGUAACUGCGACAAAAAAACGUGUGUGGUUGCUGAUUUGGGGUCAUGAGGGAGACUGAAAAACAAAUAGAAGAUUACACUUUUGAACUGGGAUCACUGGACCUGUCAUCCAGAUUGUAAACCGUCGCACACAUCAAGCAUCACCUGUCUUCUAUUUUUUGCUCAACCGGUGUAUUGUGACUGAGCCGCGCUGUGCUGCACAGCUGGUUUUGUCCUGUCACAAGUGGGUGUGGUGGUGUCAGACAGUGUGAAGAUCACCGCUUGUUUAAUCUGACACUGCACAAAUACUUUCCGUCUUUUAGUCCGUCACAACAGAUUCAUACCCCUCCCCCCACUUUUGUCCUCUUCCGGCCCUUCACCACCCCCAGCUCUCUCUCUCUCUCUGGGUGAGGGAAUAUGUAUCGACCCAUCUGUUCCACCGCAGCAUAUGGCCAGGCUGGUGGGAGAUAUUCAGAGUCACUAUAGGUUUAUCAUUUGGUGCCGCAUCUAACAGCAUCUCUGAUGCAAAGCUGCGGUCAACCACGGUAGGAAAGGGUAAGAGGAAGGGUCAUCGGCGGAGCUGAUGGACAGUUUUCUUAAGCGAAGUGGAGGUCAUAGUUAGUGUCAGUAGUCUUUGUAAAGUGUGGGCAGACUUUGGUUGGUGAUUCCCGAACUUUGUAUGUGGGAUAGUCACGGCUGAGCUGUGGAACCAGUCACGCCUGUGUGAAUGAUGGAUGGCACGUGGGAGGUUAGAUUCUCUCAGCGCCGCGGGGAGCCACUGUGGGCUGUGGAGCAGGGCGGUCGUGAUUGAUGCGGUUUCUCCUGCCAUCUUGUUCACUUUCUCUCCUCUCCUCUGUUUGCACUUUUCCUCAUUUCUUUCUCUGCACUCAGUGGGCAGAACCGCACAGUAGGAGGCCUGUUACUCACAGUUGCUGGAAGUGUUUUCAAACAUGCUCCUGCACACAUGGACUCACGCACUAAACUCACAGCCAACAUGCACAGAAAACAUUUUAGUGGUAAAGUGAGUCCACAACCCCUACUCGUAAGUCUUUUUUUUUUUU